This is a messenger RNA of Grus americana (Whooping crane), 6065 nucleotides long. It is a transcript of the gene OGFOD1, whose product is annotated as 2-oxoglutarate and iron dependent oxygenase domain containing 1. NCBI's taxonomy places the organism in Eukaryota, Metazoa, Chordata, Aves, Gruiformes, Gruidae. The transcript is spliced from 13 exons. The record is from RefSeq and is a predicted model, not a curated record. Gene Ontology annotation, biological process: regulation of translational termination; peptidyl-proline hydroxylation. Gene Ontology annotation, cellular component: cytoplasm. Gene Ontology annotation, molecular function: iron ion binding; L-ascorbic acid binding; peptidyl-proline dioxygenase activity. The coding region runs from base 43 to 1659 and encodes 538 amino acids.
GCGGCGCAGGGGCCGCCGGGAGCUGUAGUCAGCGGGAGCGGUAUGGGCGCGAAGCGGCGCGGGGCCGUGGCGCCGCCGCCGCCGGGGAAGAAGCGCGGGAAGCGGGAGGCGCGCGCCGAGCUGUGCGCCGCCCUCAGGGACCCGGCGCUGCGGGAGCGGGCGGCGGCAGCCUGGGGCCGCGGGGAGCCGCUCCGCCACGAGGCGGCGGCGGUGGAGCCGGCUCCGUUCCGGCACGGUGUCAUCCCCGGCUUCCUGGCGGGCCCGGCCUUCGCGGAGGCGUUGCGCGACGAGCUGCUGGGCCUCGGUUUCCGCGGGCGGCGUAACGACCUCCUGUCCCUGCGGCAGUCCGAGGAGCUGGGGGCAAGGCCGGAGCCCCACGUCGCCGCGCUGAGGCAUGCUCUAUGUGAAGAAUUCAGAGCGUGGCUUUCUGCUGUGACCCAGAUUGAGCUGGAGCCAACUAUUGACAUUUCUUGUGCUAAAUAUGAAUAUACUGAUGUCUUGCUGUGCCACGACGAUGAGCUGGAAGGUCGGAGAAUUGCUUUCAUCCUGUACCUCGUGCCACCCUGGGAGGAAGGUGACGGGGGAACGCUGGACCUGUAUAGCGCAGAUGAACACUUUCAGCCACAGCAAAUCGUCAAGUCAUUAGUGCCUUCGUGGAACACACUGGUUUUCUUUGAAGUGUCUCCAGUCUCUUUCCACCAGGUGUCAGAAGUUCUGUCUCAGGAGAAGUGCCGCUUGUCAGUGAGCGGCUGGUUUCACGGCCCAUCAAUAGUCAGACCUGCACGCCACCAUGACGCUCCCUUGCCCAGGAGCCCACACAUCCCCUGUGAUCAUGAAAUCUUGUAUGAGUGGAUCAAUCUAGUUUAUUUGGACAUGGACUCCCAAGCUCAAAUCCAGGAGGAAUUUGAGGAGCGAUCAGAAAUUCUCCUGAAAGAUUUUCUCAAGAAAGAUAAAUACCAACUACUGUGUGAAGCUUUGGAGAGCAAAGCCAUCCAGUGGAGUAGCCGGGGGCCUGCCAAUAAAAGACUCUAUGAGACAGCGGAGGAUGACAGCCUCCCUGACAUCCUGAAGAAGUUCCUGCACUUGUUACGCUCUGAGGCCUUAUUUUUACUGCUGUCCAACUUCACUGGCCUAAAGCUGCACUUCCUGGCUCCCUCUGAUGAGGAUGAAGAUGCUGGGGAAGGAAGAGCAGAUGACACUGCUGGGCACAGUGGUCCCAAACCUGAGCAGGAAGAGACUGAACAACACGCUGAGCACAGUCCCCAUCAGCCAGACCAGCCUGACAACAUCCCUGAAGCACAAGACAGCAAGAAGCAGAACGGUACCCCUGUGUGCGCAGGGGAGCUGAGGCGCUGGACCCAUGGGCACUACACUCUGGUCCACGACACUCAGGCAACGGAAUUUGCUCUCGACCUGCUCUUCUUCUGCGGCUGCGAGGACUGGGAUCCAGAAUAUGGUGGCUUUACUUCCUACAUCGCUAAAGGUGAAGACGAGGAGCUGUUGACAGUGAAUCCGGAGGACAACUGCUUGGCCUUAGUUUAUAGGGACAAAGAAACCAUGAAGUUUGUGAAAUACAUCAAUCACCAUAGCUUGGCACGCCUGAAAAAGCAUCCAAACAGAACAGGAUUUUGGGAUUUUUCCUUUGUCUAUUAUGAGUGAUGGCGUGUGACCAUCAUCACACAGAAAACAGUGGUGGGGGGCAGGUUCCUACCCAGGCACCAUUGCUGCUGGUAACUCCAUCACCCAGCGUCGCACGACUGUCAGCUUUCCAGCUGUUCUCUCGUGCAUCUCUAACCUAAGUACAAUUGUACAUUGACUGAUUUUAUUAAAAAAAAAAAAAAGUGGGUCAGUUAAAUGUUUCAAAGUCUGGUUGGGCAAGUUUUGUUACAAAAUGCCCAAGACAUUUUCUGGGGCUUAACUGUGUUCCCUGGUUGUAGAGGCAAAAAUAAAGGAGGUGCUAUGGGAAAUACGAGGUUUUUCCAGCUGCGCAACUCUGUGGAGUUGGGAAGGAGGACAGUGAGGCUACGAAGCUGCUGGCGCUGACAAGGACUUGGCCCUGUAACAAGGAGCAGGGCUAUGCUAAAUGCUGCACCAACAGACCCAGAUGCAGCCCUUUCUCCAAAGAAUUUACCAGCUAAAUGGACAAGAGACCUGCUCCUGCGUCCCUCUGUGCUUGCGCAGGUACCUGGAUGGCUCUGAGAAAGGGUUGUGGCUCCAGCAGUGGGCUGGGAGCAGGAAGGCAGUAACUCACCUCUCCCUGGCUGUCAUCCACUGACAGCGCAGCCUCACAUCCUCUCAGUUUUGUCCUGCAGGCUGCCAGGCUCCAGCACAGCUUUUGGCACCGGAGAGCAGCUCAGAUCUCUCCAGGCAGCAGAUAACCAGCUCCUGUGGUAACCAGCACAAGAAGUGCAGCGUUCAUGGUGCAGUACUUUCCCUUGGUGCACAUUUUCGGCACCGCAAGCAGGCCUGUGGGAGGUGUCCAGCCCACCAAGAGGUGCUGUUGCAGAGCCGUGCUGGCUGCUCCAGGAGGCAGAACACCACCCUGCAGAACGCCACCCUGCAGAACACCACCCUGCAGAACACCACCCUGCAGAACACCACCCUGCAGAAGGCUUGGCCCUAGCCUGCACGUGCUCAUCUAAAACUCUUUUUGCAGCAAGGGGACGCAGGUGUACUUUCAGCUCAUCCAAGCCAGGCCGUGGAUUUGCAGUGAGCUGGGCAAGAGUGUGCACAUCAUCCUUCCUGCACUGGGAGAGGGCAGCUUUGGGUUAGUCUGCUGCUUCUCCAGGUCCAGGCCUGCUGGUGAAGACCACCACAGUGGUAUAAGAGCAUCGCGGGCAGCAGAGGAGCAGCAAGCUCAAAGCAGAGCACCUCUCUCAGCUGUGAGAUCUACGCUAUCUUGUUCAUCCUGUGACCUGUCCCCCUCAGCUGGCUUCUCUGUGCACUGCCCAGACUUUCCUCCUUGGUCCUACUCUCCCUUCACUACUGUUUUAUGCUACUUACAGAGAGGAGGGGAUGAAGCUGGAAACAAAUCCAAGUGAGGACAGGACUCCCUUCUUUGUGAAUCACUGGUUUCGGGGCAGCAGCUGUUCUUCAGGUGAAAGAAGUUCUUCUGGGCUGCUCCAGUAGAAAGAGAUCAGUAAUGGAGUUUUCAAAGGAAAAAGAAAAAAAAAAGCAGCAGCAAAAUUGUUUGGGUGCUUUGGAACAAAGGUGACAGAUACCACAGCUUUUCACAGCAUAGUCAGCUAGGCAAAGUUGGGAGUAAAUUAAUUAACAAAACAAAGUUACUUAUUGUACUGCAGCACCAAGCUCAGAGCGUGCUGGGUAGAUCCUGGAACAGCCCCCAGAAGAGGGAAGGAGCUGGGCUCCCCGAGGCUUGCUGCUGUUCAGCAGGAAGUAAUGCACUAGAGGGCACACCAGCCUCUGCUUGAGCUGUCUACUGGUCACACACCCAACCACCCUUCUGCCUCCCGUGACCCGGGCGAAGUGAUUUAAAUUUGCAGUUAGGAUUCAAAGAUUUAAAAGUCAACAUGUCUCAGCUCUCCCGCCUUCCCUGUUCGGUGCCGAAAGCCAACGGCAGCCCCACACAGGUACCCUGGCGCCGCAGGUAUGCGGGGACGACUCCGCUCGCUGAAGUUUCAAACGACAGGAGCUGCUCGGGGGAGAGGGAGGGCUCGGCGUUUAGACUGUGCCGAUAAUGGGAACCCUCUCUAUAGAUGCUCUUGCUGGAUUCAAAUCUGUAUUUACAAUUAGGUGUAGCUGCUGGCAAAGUACUCUCAUCACUGUGGAAAAGAAUGUGAAAUAUAUACCUACCCACAAAAUCAGUAAGCAGGACAAUAUAGAGAAAUGGGAUUGAGAAAAGUAAGCAAAAAGUUACAGAACAUCUUGCAGUCGUCAGCUCGUUCCCCACCGGUGACUGUACCUCCAAAGCCUGGCACGUGAUGCAGGGUGCCAGCAGCUUUCCGUUACCAAGGUACUGGGUUACGCAAAUGCUCCACAACAGAUUUUUGGGGGUUUGGUGGUUAUCAGUUUGCCAAGUAGCUGAAAACAGGAACAAUUCAAUGCGGAGCAACAUAAAGCAGUCUACCCGUAGACCAGGCUAAGGGGAUGGUGUCUGCCUUCAUAAACACGCAGCAAAGAAGUUCUGACAUCGGCUAUACAGUGAAUUAGCAUUAAGAUAAGCAGCAAACCACGGGACUUGGAGAAAGAGGGGUUAAAACCAGAUAACCUGGUGUCAAACAUCGUUUCCAACUGUUUUGGAACUCCAAGCAGGAACUUGAAUUAGGACAAUGCAAAUCACCCUCACACAGAUCGCUCUGCAGCGAGUUCCCGGCAGCAGAGGGGCCGUAUGAGGAAGGGUCCAGCCCAAAUGAAGUUUCAGGCGGGCAGGACAGCGGUCCAGACCUGAUCCCCAGCGCCUGUACCAAGGCGUGGUGCCAUCUAAACCGCCUUGCCAGUGAUUUUUUAGCAAGCCGCAGCUCUAGUAGUGUGGUUUCAGAGGUUAUUCUGUACUUGACCAGCGGUUUAACCUGCUGCAACCAGUUCCCCUCCCGUACCCAAGGACGGGAUCACCAGGCGUUAGUCCUGGGCUGAAUCGUACCAGCAGGGAUUGUUUGCCGCUGAUCUCCUGGUGCAGGUUCAGCUUACGUCUGCUUGCUGCCGCGCGCCAGCCAAGGGCUGCUUUAUUUGAACGGGCAACUGCAAACCUGGCAUCGCUUCCACUUACGGGACAUGGAUUUUACAUUUGGCAGAUAAAAGUUGGUUUUACGGGAAAAUAAAUGACAAAAUGAGCUGUAUCAGAGGUCUGGACUGUGAGUGAAGGACCGACCUCACUGCCAGGAGCAAAACAGAGCUGGGGCUGGACAUGCCUGGUGUGUAGCCCUGAAAAUUGGGCUGAUGGGAAAGCUGUUUUCUCACCAGAGACACUCUCUUAUCACUGAAUGGACUACAUAAACCUAAGUAAGCAAGCGUUAGGAUUUUGAACAUAAAGAACAAAAGAAGAGGUUGAAACAGUGGGAACAGGCCCAGCGGGUGGCAGAAAGCCCAGCGCUUCUGCCAGGAGACUGUUCCAUAAUCAAGUCUUGAAGCUCACUUGCUUAGAACAGCAUGGGUGGCUCACCGCUCUCUUCACCAAGGAGCUGGAUUUAACUAACAACCAGGUUCUUAAAAGGAUUCAAAUGAGCUCCUGCUGCAGGUUUGAAGCGACAGAGAUCCGUGCUUUUAGCAGCGCAGUUCUCUGUAUUGAAGGGGCCAAAGCAGCAGCAAGGGGUGGUUUGGGGAUUAAAAACACAUCGUAAGAAUUACGUUCCCCAUUCAACUGGUUGCACGCUUACCAGUUGCUCUGUAACGGAACACUGGGCUUUAAUUUGGUAUUGGCAAUUAAGAGACAGAGCAGUCACAGGAGGCAAAUACUCCCGACAGCCCCGAGAACUUGGUUUCGCAGAGGUGGACCACUGCCUCCGAGCCGUAGCAAACACCGAUCCAUACGGUGGUAAGAUGCAAUGCAUGGCGCGGGAGCUAGGUGCACCGGGGCUCACCUCCAGCCUGCGCAGGGUAUUUUUAGCUUCUAGAAGAAAUUUGCUUUGGCAAAGGUUCUAAAAUAUCUUUAGAUCUAAGAUAUAGCCUUACUGGAAUAUUUUAAUCCAAUUCUAAGAGAUCCCACAAUUAAUAAACAGGUUUGAGGCAGGAGCCAAGAGCUUUUUCAAUACCUUUUUCUUUUGAUCCCACUAAGUACUGCCAGCUCUCCAUAAGUAUGCCCCAGUUUGGGUGUGGAGUUAGUUUGUGUUCUUCCUGAAACGCACCCUUGCCCACCCCAGCAUCUGCAGUUUUUUUCCAGCAGCAGUGCAGAACCAGUGCUGGAAGCAAAACCUUCCCGCAAUCCAGGUGCGGGGAGAGCGUCGGAUAUGAAACGGAUCGCUUCCUACCUGUGUGCAUCGUGGAACUGAACAGCUUUCAAAGAUGUUCCGGCUUAAAACAACAAGGAGAUGUUAUCCCUUUGGUGCUUCUAGUGCACCAAACUGCAGCUUGCCUAGAAAGCAGCACAUCCCUGCAGUGAAACCCGGGAU